Molecule: messenger RNA, 916 nt
Organism: Suillus paluster
Lineage: Eukaryota; Fungi; Basidiomycota; Agaricomycetes; Boletales; Suillaceae
Exons: 5
Coding region: 196-690 (164 amino acids)
Source: RefSeq, a predicted model, not a curated record
GCUUUUCUACCUCUUCCCAUAUAGACCCAGCGCUAGAAGGGCGUCGCUUAUUUGGAGUGCGAGGAUAGCAUGUAGAUCAUGGUGGUUUCGCGUCAACAAUAACAUCACGUGAGUCGCGGACAUCAGAUACACUUCCCGCUCGCCCUGCCGCAAAGAUUAUCGAUUAUCUCUCGUCCCCUCUUCGCUUUGCUAGUCAUGCGUACUUUCUUUGCCUUUCUCUUGCUUGCUGGUCAAGCUCUUUCGUUAUCGAUCGUCCUCGGUUCUCUCGGAAUUAUCGAUGAAACCCAGUUUCUCAACGUCACCGACACAUACCUCUUGACUGACUGUCAGAUCCCGUGCUCCAACGCAACCGCCCAAAUCGCCAACUGCACUCCCAUUGAUUCCUGUUCAUGCUCAUCCAGCACAGUUACCGCCAUCACAUCCUGUGAGCAAUGCAUGUUCAACGACUUGAUCGCCAAGUUCGCAACAAGCACUGAUCCCCGUGCUGGUUCAUCCGCUGCCCUUACUGCAUACGCUGUCGCAUGCUCAUCCGCAGGCUUCACGGUCCCUUCCUCCUCCAUUACCUUGUCCCUCCCUUCUAACUGGGAUGGUCCCCUCGGAGUUAGCCUUGGUACUACUUCUACGGUUUUGAUAGUGGGCGUUGCUGCAAUACUUGGCGCCGGCAGUCUUUUUCUACUGUCCAAUAUGUGAACAAAGUGCCACAUCUGUCUCGGUUAGCAACGAUUAUCCUCUUAUUCGUAAUAAUAAUGUGCUACUUAUGUACGCCUGAUGAAAUACAUCACGCCUGUCUUUACACCCAAGGAAGGGAUUCAUGUUUGAGUUGGCAAGGAGUAUAAGUUAGGAAGACUCGAAGUCUGCGAGAAGGGCGCUCGAAGGAGGUAUCGGACUACGUUUUACUUCCAUUUGCUCGAUUCAA